AUGAAGCAGUAUGCUCAGAAAACCGAAGACGUCGAUAAAAAUCAUUCAGGAAGUAGUGAAAGCGAUGCGGAAAAUGAAAGGGAAAGCAACGUGGCAACCCCAAACGGGCUGGGACAGCCGCGACAAGGACCAAACGUGGCGAACUUGGUGAGACUUCAAGACUGCUUGAAGGGACCGGCGCUUGAAUCGGUUCGUGGCCAACUUAUCUUCCCAAAAUCCGUUCCACGCAUAAUCGCAAAGCUACGUCAGUUUUACGGACGUCCGGAGCAGGUACUUCAGAACCAUCUGGAAAAGGUUCGCAAACUGGAACCACCCAGGGCCGACAAACUGGCUAGUUUCAUACCGUUCGGGAACGCUGUGGAACAGUUGUGCGAGCACUUGGAAACAGCAGAUCUCACUCUCCACUUGGUUAACCCGAUCCUUAUCCAGGAUCUAGUUAACAAACUUUCGGACGGAGAAAAACGGAAAUGGGUCCACUACAAGCGAAAGAAGAAUGCAGCGACACUUCGAACGUUUACCGCUUUACUGUCGGGCAUUGUGACUGAUGCCUGCGAAGCGAACAUCAACAUCGAGUAUAAGUCGGACACGAAAGCGGUAGCAGAAGUAAGCGGAAGAAAUAGGCCGAAGGAAAAAGCGGAGGUGUACAGUCAUAGUGAGGUGAUGUCUUCCGCUGUAAACGAGACCUGCAGGAAGCAGCAGAACCCAUGCAAGUUAUGUCAGCGCUCGGACCACCAACUGCGGUUCUGUCAGGACUUCAAGGACUAA
Molecule: messenger RNA, 765 nt
Organism: Armigeres subalbatus
Lineage: Eukaryota; Metazoa; Arthropoda; Insecta; Diptera; Culicidae
Exons: 2
Coding region: 1-765 (254 amino acids)
Source: RefSeq, a predicted model, not a curated record